AUGAAACUAGUUAGGUUUCUUAUGAACAUACCCAAUUCAACGAAUCAACCAAUAACAGUAGAAUUAAAAAAUGGUAAUAUAAUUAAUGGAACUUUAUUAUCUUGUACACCUUCAAUGAAUUUGAAUUUGAGAAACGUUAAAUUACAACAAUUAUAUCAAGAUCCAAUACUACUACAAUUCAUAAAUAUAAGAGGUAAUCAAAUAAGACAAAUACUAUUACCUGAAGAUUUAAAUAUAGAUCAUGUUUUACAAAAAUCAGAAACUAAAAUAAAAGGUCAUGGGGCUGGUCCUAGUGCAAAACCUAUUAAACGAGGAGGUAGUAAUUUGAGAGGUAGAGGUAGAGGUAGAAAUUGA
Messenger RNA from Lodderomyces jiufengensis, 354 nucleotides. Its product is annotated as mRNA splicing protein. Gene Ontology annotation, biological process: spliceosomal snRNP assembly; RNA processing. Bases 1 to 354 code for a protein of 117 amino acids. The transcript has a single exon. Gene Ontology annotation, molecular function: RNA binding. Lineage: Eukaryota; Fungi; Ascomycota; Pichiomycetes; Serinales; Debaryomycetaceae. Gene Ontology annotation, cellular component: U12-type spliceosomal complex; U4 snRNP; U5 snRNP. The record is from RefSeq and is a predicted model, not a curated record.